AGCUUAGUUUGGUAAAUAGGUUGGUCAGGUGUCUAGUUUGGUAAAUAGUUUAUGUGUUAAGCUCAAUUUGAUAAAAAAUCGAACUUGAGUCAAGGUGAGCGGUUCUACCAAAAAUAAAAUAAAAAAUCUCCCCACCUAUUCCAAAAAAUAAAAUAAAAUACAUAACCUGUCCUUCAAGAAAUUGAAGCUACCAGAAUCAGAUUCCUCAUGCUUAUUCGACCCAACUAUAUUAUUGGUGGGGGACUCUGAAUAAUUUAGACUUGGAAUUCAAUUCUCCAAUUUGCCAGUAAUUCUAGCAAAAUUCAAUACAUAAAAACCCCUCGAAUUUUGAUCAAAACUAGAAUAUCAUGGCAACAUUCAGUCGAUUAUUAACUAGAAGAGUUUGGCGCAGUGCAAUUUCUUCUUAUAAAACCAUAAACCCUUCAUUAUCACCUCAACCCCUUCAAACUCGUCUUUAUCAUGGUUAUGGAACCCAGCAGCAAUUGGCCAAUGUGUUUAAAGGCCGUAUUCCAUUUUCUAGUUUCGAGUCUACCCGGUCACUUUGCAUUCCGCUUGUGCUAGCUAGUGUUGUUGGUGUUGGGAUUCUAGAUGUGGCUUAUGCAGAUACAAAUGAGGCCCCUUCAGAAUCUCCCUUGCCAUCUGAUAUCCCUUCAAGUUAUGAUAACCUGGAAGAAAUAGCAAAAAAGGAACGACAUAGGUUGGAGGAUCUUAUAAGAAGCAAAAGCUUGAAGUAUGGUUCUUAUCCACGAUUCACUGUUGCAGUAAAGGGCCAAAAGAUUGCUAUCAAGUUCCCUGUACCCGCAUAUUGUGAAAUCCCUAGACUGAUAGCAAACCUUGCUGCAAGCCUCAAUGGUGGUUCACCUAUGGAAGUUCAAUCCUGGGACAGCACAGUUGCUUGGCAGCUAGCACUCAGGCUCCCAAAUGAAAAGAGAGAAAGUGGAGGGAGUAGUGUUGGUACAGGAGAAAACAUUUCAAAUGACAGCGAUCUCUGUGUUUUAAUAUUUAGGUCACUGAUAAGUCCUGAUAAGCCGGAGGUUGAGUUCCUGAAGAAAGGAAGCUUUAGUCCUGCUGAGCUUGAGGCUCUAGUGUCAAUCAUGCAAAUAGCUGGUGAAAGGCCAGGGCAGAGCAAAGCUGGAGAAAGAAGUAGUUCCGCUGGAAUGCCUUCGACAAGUAAAUCAAUUACUAGUUUAGAAGCCAUGGGCAUACGUGUAUUCGGGCUUGAUGAACCACUUGUUGGUAAUGCCAAUGAAGAGGUGUCAUGGGAUACCAUUGCUGGCUAUGAUCAGCAAAAGAGGGAAAUAGAGGAUACUGUGCUGUUGGCUCUGCGUAGUCCUGAAGUCUAUGAUGAUAUUGCCCGUGGAACUCGGCGAAAAUAUGAGUCCAAUAGACCCCGAGCUGUGCUUUUUGAAGGCCCUCCAGGUACUGGGAAAACAUCUUGUGCUCGUGUCAUUGCUAAUCAAGCGGGGGUUCCUCUUCUUUAUGUGCCAUUGGAGGUCGUCAUGUCCAAGUACUAUGGUGAAAGUGAGCGCCUCUUUGGGAAGGUUUUCUCUCUUGCCAAUGAGCUUCCAGAUGGUGCAAUCAUAUUUUUGGACGAGGUUGAUUCUUUUGCUAUUGCCCGUGAUAGUGAAAUACAUGAAGCUACUCGAAGAAUUUUAUCGGUGUUAUUGAGGCAGAUUGAUGGUUUUGAACAAGAUAAGAAGGUGGUGGUGAUUGCUGCAACAAACAGAAAGCAAGAUAUUGAUCCUGCUCUCAUUAGCCGAUUCGAUUCGAUGAUUUUCUUUGGUCUGCCUGAUCACCAGAAUCGACAGAAAAUAGCAGCUCAGUAUGCAAAGCACCUUGCUAAUUCUGAAAUUGACGAGUUUGCUUCAGUUACCGAGGGCUUGUCUGGGCGGGAUAUCAGAGAUGUAUGUCAACAGGCAGAGCGUCGCUGGGCGUCCAAGGUUAUUCGGAACAAAGAGAUUAACACCUCUACAGACGCUAAAGAAGGAUCCCUUCCCCCUCUACAAGAGUAUAUUGAAAGCGCAAUAUCUCGGAAGAAAACCCUUUUUGACAUUGAAGAGCUAAGGAAUAAAAAACAGAGUCAUCGCCUUGAUAAACGGCCAAUGGACAUGAGCUGAUGGGAGAUUAUAGAUUUGACAUCAAACAUAGAGUGAAUUAGAUUGAUCCUGCUUUUGACUCGUUAUACAAAGUAUAUAGGAAAAUCGCUAGCCAUAUUGCGGUAUACAACAUCAAGUGUCUACAUGUUUGGGAACGACCAAGUCUGCUGCCCCAAUAGACAUUCUAUUAGAAUUACAUGUUAAAUUGACUUAUGUAUUUAAGUUUUAACAACGUAUUAUAUUACUUCUACGAACGAAUGACCCCGAAGAUGUAUCUCCUUCCUGAGAAGGUUUAGCAUAACACGAUGCAUGAACUUUACGGUGCCUUUUCUUGCUAAAAUACCGUCGAUUCGGUUACAACGGAGUAUAUCUCUACAUGUAAUAAUGAAGUCAUGAAUUCUUGUACUGUAUGGAAAUCGCUUGUUUGCAACAUUUCCUGUAAAGUGCAAACAUCCAGAACGUGUUAGAAAAGAAAAUCAAAAGAGAUGCAGACACUUGAGAACAAAGACAAGAACAAAGAAUCUGAUCAUGUGAAUUUUGACAUUUUGGUAACGGAUUCGAAUUUAUGUGGAACCAAAUUAUUCGGCCUUAUUACUCGUUACUCGUAGAAGAGUUUAUUACUAUUUAUUGUACUAGUGUCUACUUGUAUAAACCUACGAAGUGUAAAAUGCCAAGAUUUGUGACUUUUAAAUUUUA
Messenger RNA from Chenopodium quinoa (quinoa), 2792 nucleotides. Its product is annotated as katanin p60 ATPase-containing subunit A1-like. Gene Ontology annotation, biological process: proteasome-mediated ubiquitin-dependent protein catabolic process. Gene Ontology annotation, molecular function: ATP hydrolysis activity; ATP binding; proteasome-activating activity. Bases 348 to 2117 code for a protein of 589 amino acids. The transcript has 14 exons. Lineage: Eukaryota; Viridiplantae; Streptophyta; Magnoliopsida; Caryophyllales; Amaranthaceae. The record is from RefSeq and is a predicted model, not a curated record. Gene Ontology annotation, cellular component: proteasome regulatory particle, base subcomplex.